Molecule: messenger RNA, 2145 nt
Organism: Vitrella brassicaformis
Lineage: Eukaryota; Vitrellaceae
Source: the annotation of a GenBank genome assembly
CGCGAGCGUGAAGAUGAAGGAAAGAGAACGAUUCCGAUGCUGAGGAAGUGAUUGGUGUGUGUGCGAGUGCUUCGCCAGCCUGCAGAUGUGCUGUCCAGAGGAUGUGCUGGCUGAUGACGACAUCAGUACGGAUGUUUUCGCUGCUUUGGUUAGUUUGUGUGUUACCUCGGUGCCCUGUCAGAGCAUCGUCUUUCAUCCCCGUCCCAGCCGUGACCGUCAGCGGCUCACCUCGGCGCAUCCGAUCAACCAUCACGCGACUCGGAGCGGCGAAAGGUUGGCCCAUCCCAUGGCUCUGCGCAUUUGCAGCUAAGCGAGCUGCCCGUACCUGCGGAUGGAGUUCUCCUUCGAAGCACAAAGCCGGCAAGGUGCGACCGUUCCUUGCAACAGGUGGGCUACCGUGGCGAAGGUGGAGCCGCUGCCGGCCACUCGGAGCCUCCUGUCCAGGCACCUGCUGCCGCACUGGAUGAGGGGGAGGUAGGGAGAUCUGACAACAGGCAAUCGAGUGCACUGGAUGUGACUGUCUGCAUGCCGCUGUCUUCCACGUGGUGUGUGUGCGCUGAUCGAUCAGGUGCUGGAUUGGACGCCCGAGUUCUACCCUGCACAGGAGAACAUAGAGCAAAUGAAGCUGCAAGUUAGGAUCAACAAACGACUUCCGCUGCCCAAAGUGACAGUGCCAGUUGAAAUGCGCCGGUUCUUCUUCGAUACCGCAUACUCGGCCGGAAUCAAGGGCAUCUUGACAAAGUGAGUGAGCCAAUACACACAUACCUAUGCACACACGAACACACUCCCCAGCCAACACCCCCGCAACACCGACCCGCCCACUGUUGUCUUUGUGUGUGUUUCAUCAAUAGGACCUUAAAAGUGAGCCGCCGGCCAAGGAACAUUACCUACGGUGGCUAUUACUUCUGGCUUCUGGUGCGUGGGAGGGUGGCACAUCCACAUCCAAACACACAGUCAUACGAGUCGGUCGGUCGGUCGGUCGGUCUGUCUGUGGUGUGUCGAUCAACCACCCACGUACCUAAAUGCAGAUGUAUGAGCUGGUCCGUCAGACCGAUUGGCGGGUGGUUGUGUCUGCCGUGGACGGGCCUAACGCCGACGACGGGCAUGAUUAUGGCGAUGGCGGCGAUGACUACGAUCCGGAGUGGGACGAGGACGAGGAGGAGGAGGUGGUGGUGGAGAAGGAGGACGUAUUCACCCUCAUCGUCAUCGAAAAGGAUGGCCUCAACCUCAAAAUCAAGAGCGAAGAGUCAGCCAGUGUGUCGAGUGUGUGUGCUUGACAGACAGACAGACAGACAGGGAUGGAGGGAGGCUGCGAUGUUUGUGCGUAUGCGUCCAUUGACGGUGUGUGUGUGUGUGUGUGUUUGUAUGUAUGUGUGUGUGUGUGUGUGUGGAUGUGUGUGCAGCGACGGGACGUUGUUUGCCGUGCUGAUGGGCGUCCAGCUGAGCAACAAGGCGUACGACGACUUGAUAUGGCUCAUGCGUGAUCGGGGCAUCACGCAGUGUGCAGCUGUCAUCGAGAAGAGGUGGUACUGCAAGUACUUGGACCACGACACCAACAAGCUGGUGGACACCAUGGAUGAGCCCAUCCAUCUGGUUGAUGAAAGCGGGAUGGGCGCGCAGAAGGCAAUUGACUACAUUCUAGAUCGCCUGCAGCACCCAGACAAGAAGGAAGAACCAGAGGGCUUUCAGGGGCCGACGUUGGGGGACAUAAUGGCGGACUUCGCGGCGGCUACGGGGGGUAGAGAGACGCCGAUAAGUGUGACUGGCUGACUGACUGACUGACUGACUGACUGAGAUACAUAUGCUGGCUAUCUAGUCACUCACAUGUAUAUAACUGGAUGGACGGAGUGAUCGUAUGUAUGAUGCCGUCCAGCCAGGCAGCUGUUUGGACGGCUCGAAUGAAUGAGGAAGAAACGACACAGACGCAAAGCGUUAGAGGCCAGCUUGUUUUUGUGCGUGGGCGAUCUGUGUGCAAUUAAAGUAUGAGAAGGAAGGAGGGAGGGGGCGAAAAGUUUGCCGGCGCGAUGCAUAGAUUAUGCGUGACAGACUUUCCUCAAAUCUCUGCGUCUCAUUCAAGUGGUCGUUUCUUUGAAAAAAUGUCAUACAGCAAAGGGCAAUAAGGCAUGGAAGUCUUCUACAUAUAUG